CGACUCUCUCAAUCGAAGAACCUCUUGCUCCUCUUCUUGUUUUUAUACCUUCAAUAAGGAACCCAAACCCCUCAGAAACCCUACCAAAGCAAUCUCAACACAAGUGUGAAAAAAUGCCGGAAUCCAGGGAUAGGCUUCCUAGGCCGGUCGACUACGCUGCCGUGUUCGCUCAACGGAGAGUGGCUGGUACUGGAGGCAUUCUGGAGGACCAGGGGACGGGUCCGAUCUUGUUCGAAACCCCGAUCAGGCGGGUGACGACUGGCGCGACGCCGGCGACACGUGGACUAACUGCUUUGGGUACAGCACGAGGUGGUGGGCUCGGAAGAGGUGGAUUCGGAACUCCAAGAACUAUGCGUAGACGUGUUCUGCACGGGUCUCCGGCUACGGGUCGGGCGAACACUCCUACUACUUUGAGGGGAUCAGGUCGGGGCAGACCCAGUGGCAGUUUGCUACCUUCUUGGUACCCGAGAGUCCCUCUUCAAGAUAUUACUUGGGUUGUGCGGGCAAUGCAAAGGAGAAGAGCUCGGUUGGGAAUUGUCGAAGGCCUACAAUUUGAGAGUCCCGUUCCUGUGGGCCAAAGGAUUCUUGAUCCUUCUGAACUAGUGUCAGGUGCUCAACUCGAGCACGAUCUCUCUUUCAUCUCUCCAAGGUCAGCAGUAGCUGUCAAGACUAAAACAUCUGCUGUGGGUAAAGUUCCAAAGAUCUUGCUUGGGGUCACUAACCAGAAUGCGGGAGAAUCAGAGCUUCUCACACCCCAGAAGAAACUCUUGAACUCAAUCGACAUAGUUGAGAAAGAGGUGAUGGAGGAGUUGCAGAAACUGGAGAGAACCCCUAGUGCUAAAAAGGUGGAGAGAGAAAAAAGAGUUCGUACUUUGAUGUCUAUGCGUUGAUUCAGUUCAACCUCACAAUUAGUUAAAAGCACAAGACAAAGCCAGAAUCGAAUGACAAAAGAAGGGACAAGAAGCCUGUGCGGUGAGAUUGAUCAUCACUUGAUGAUAUUAGGGACUCUUGAAGUAGAUUUAGAUAUAUCUCAUAUUUUCUCUACUUGUUUGGAUUUGAUGUAUAUAAUGACCAUAUCUCAUUUUCUGUUUCAUUACUUCAUAAAGGCCUUUGCUAAUGUACCAUUACUUUUCGAGUAUUAUAAGGAAGAAACAUCAGGUUUAUCAA
Messenger RNA from Corylus avellana, 1167 nucleotides. RefSeq names its product protein POLYCHOME. Gene Ontology annotation, cellular component: nucleus. Lineage: Eukaryota; Viridiplantae; Streptophyta; Magnoliopsida; Fagales; Betulaceae. The record is from RefSeq and is a predicted model, not a curated record. Gene Ontology annotation, biological process: negative regulation of ubiquitin protein ligase activity; regulation of nuclear division.